AUGACUUACCUUCAGAAUACAGCGGUCUAUGCCAAGCUCCCGGAGGAUAUUUCGGACCGAUGGGUGCUACUCUUAGACCCUAUGCUAGCCACAGGUGGCUCAGCCAUUCAAGCUAUGCAGGUCCUGGUCGACCAUGGCGUGCAGCCGAGCAAAAUCCUCUUUCUCAACAUGAUUGCGAGUCCCGAGGGGCUCCAGAAUGUUUGGAAAGCGUUCCCAGAUGUACGAGUAAUUUCUGCUUGGGUUGAUGCCAAGCUUUCAGACCGAUGUUACAUUCUUCCAGGUCUGGGCGACUAUGGUGACAGGUACUAUAGUGGUUGA
Malassezia globosa CBS 7966 is the source of this 318-nucleotide messenger RNA. RefSeq lists its product as uncharacterized. The coding region runs from base 1 to 318 and encodes 105 amino acids. The transcript is spliced from 3 exons. Lineage: Eukaryota; Fungi; Basidiomycota; Malasseziomycetes; Malasseziales; Malasseziaceae. The record is from RefSeq and is a predicted model, not a curated record.